AUGGCUGCGGCCCUCCGGGGCCCGGAGUGUGAGGGGCGCCUAGGGCCGCGUGGCCAAGCUCAGUGCGGAGGACUGAGGCGUCCGCGGGGCGCCCGCCCGCCGGCACCCAUGUGCACCCGCCCGCCUCCCGGCGCCUCGCGCUCCUCGCGCGUCCUGGGCCCGGCCUCCCGGACGCCGAAUGCGCCGCCAGCCCUCCUGAUCCCCAAAGGCGUCCUGCACGGAAACGGGGAGCCCCCGAGUCUAGGGGGCUCGCGGAACUGCCAUCCCUUUGCAACCCAGCUCCUGACUCCCUGCAAACCUGUGAUAGACAUGGAUUGGGCCAAGCUGAGCAUCAGCAGCUCCUUCCUGUGGUUGGCACUGCUGUCAUUCUAUGCUCUAUUUCAAAAUGGAGCUUUCUUCAGCACAGCAGGCCCCGCGCUCCGCCGCCGGUCGACCGCUGAGGGCGAGGCCAGAAGGAACGGAAAUGUGGCACGGUUCGGCAGUUCUCAGAGGCGCGCGCCUGCCCAAGUACGCACGCUCCGCUGGAGCCUGGGGUGGCCGGGCAGUCUUGGCCGAGACGUGUUUGCUGCGCUUCGGUGCACACAGGCACUGCGGUGCCAACCUCCUGGUUCCGCCCUCCCCCGGCAGGCGCCCACGCGUGACCUCGGCCGCCCACAGGCCUUCGACUCUUCCCGGACCCCAGGUCCCAGGCCACCCCGCUCCACCAUGCGGAUGAUGAAGACAAAGUCCCCCGCAAGUCCCUCAUGUGGGGCAAGGGAGGUACCACCUGGGGCGGGGCCUGGCUCCCCACUGAGCAGAGGUGUUGGCCAAGGCGCUCCCCCUAGUGAGACAAGGUUUUGCCAUGUUGCCCAGGCUUUUCUCAAACUCCUGAGCUCAAGCAAUCCGCCCACCUCGGCCUCCCAAAGCGCUGGGAUUAUAGACGUGAGCCACCACACCCAGCCCCAGGUGGCAUGUCUUUCUGAUAGGCACUGCUGCAAAGUGAAUCGCACUGUGCUAAGCCCCCACAAGGGAGUGCCUUUGCAGCUUACAGCUGCACACGCAUCAUCUCAGGAGGUCUUUGCAACAGUCCCCUUUCAUGGGUAA
Rhinopithecus roxellana (golden snub-nosed monkey) is the source of this 1083-nucleotide messenger RNA. RefSeq lists its product as uncharacterized. The record is from RefSeq and is a predicted model, not a curated record. Lineage: Eukaryota; Metazoa; Chordata; Mammalia; Primates; Cercopithecidae.